Molecule: messenger RNA, 1398 nt
Organism: Saccharomycopsis crataegensis
Lineage: Eukaryota; Fungi; Ascomycota; Saccharomycetes; Ascoideales; Saccharomycopsidaceae
Gene: QRI1
Product: UDP-N-acetylglucosamine diphosphorylase
Exons: 1
Coding region: 1-1398 (465 amino acids)
Biological process (GO): UDP-N-acetylglucosamine biosynthetic process
Molecular function (GO): UDP-N-acetylglucosamine diphosphorylase activity
Source: RefSeq, a predicted model, not a curated record
AUGUCUUUAUCCCAAAUUUAUUGCGACCCAGCUAAAGUUUCUAAAGAAGACAAAGACGCUCUUCUUGGAAGUCUCUCCCAGCUUGACUCAAAGCUUUUCGAUCAGGUCCAAGAGGCCAUUAACUUCUCAUCUAACGCCUCACAAUCUGAGGUAUCCCAACUUCCUUCUUCUAGUUUCUUUUCUUUGAGCAAGGAUGAUUCCAGCUACAUUAAUGAAACAAAGCAGCGUGAGCUUUCAAAGCUCGGGCUUGAUUUGAUCUCUAAAGGUCAAGUGGCGGUGUUAUUGAUGGCCGGCGGUCAAGGUUCCAGACUAGGAUCCUCUGAUCCAAAGGGCACAUAUGUCAUUGAUAUUCCAUCUAAAUCAUCUUUGUUUGAGCUCCAAGCUAAAAGGAUUCUCAAGUUACAGGAAUUAGCCAACGGCGUGAUUCAUUGGUAUGUGAUGGCGUCUGGUCCAACUAGAGAGAAAACUGAAGCAUUCUUCAAAGAAAAGAACUUCUUCGGUCUAAAACCAGAAAACGUCACUUUCUUCAAUCAAGGUACUUUACCUGCUUUCACUAAAGAUGGUAAGCAAAUAUACAGAAGUGCUAAGAAUACAUUGGUUGAAUCUCCAGAUGGUAAUGGUGGUUUGUACAAGGCUAUACACGAUAGCAACUUGCUUGAAGAUUUCAAGAAGAGAGGUAUCAUGCACAUUCAUAUGUAUGCCGUGGAUAACUGCUUAGCUAAGGUUGCUGAUCCUCUAUUUAUUGGGUUUGCUGUUGAGAACAACUUUGAUUUAGCUACUAAAGUAGUUAGAAAAAAUGAGCCAACUGAAUCUGUUGGCUUGAUUAUUAGUAAACAGGGGAAACCUUCUGUUAUUGAAUAUUCAGAAAUCUCUGAUGAGUUAGCCUGCAAAAAAGAUGAAAAUAACCAAGAAUUGUUGUAUCUCAGAGCGGCUAAUAUUGUGCAACACUAUUAUUCCGUUGACUUGCUCGAGAAAAUGGUUCCAGUUUGGAUUUCUUCCAGAGAGUAUUUGCCUUACCAUAUCGCCAAAAAGAAAAUUCCUCAUCUUACCCUUGAAGAUGAAUAUGUAAAGCCAACUGCUGUCAAUGGCAUUAAGUUGGAACAAUUCAUCUUUGAUAUCUUCCCAAGUAUUGAAUUAUCCAAGUUUGGGUCUCUUGAAGUCCAGAGAAAUGAAGAAUUCAGUCCAUUGAAAAAUGGUCCAGGUACCAAAUCUGACAAUCCUGAAACCAGUGCUAGCGCUUUGAAAACCUUGCACACAAGCUGGAUAUUGGCCAAUGGCGGUGAGAUUGAGAAGGAUGGUAAGGUAGAAAUUGAUGCAUUGCUAUCAUAUGGUGGAGAAGGUUUGGAAGGUGUCAAAGGGAAAGUGUUUAAGGAAGAUGAAUAUAUCACUUCUUUUUAG